UCCCGGUCUAUUCCGCUCUCAAUGGCGGCGGGGAACGAAGAUGAUGAAGGCGGCGGUGCGGAUGGGGACCAGGAGCUCUUCCCUCACGAUAUGUAUUCCGGGCCGGGCGGCGGCAGGAGGAGCGCGGAGAAAGCGCUGGAGGAGGCGGCCGGUACCGGAAUUAUCAGCCUGUCCGGCCGGAGACUGCGGGGCUUACCGGGGAGCAGCCGGGACCUGAGCGACACCACCCGGGCCGAUCUUUCCAGGAACAGAUUCACUGAAAUUCCUGGUGACAUUUGUCAGCUCGUAUCACUUGAAUCCCUUAAUCUGUAUCACAACUGUCUGCGCAGUGUACCCCUCGCUAUAUGUAACCUGCAGGUCCUCACCUAUCUCAACAUCAGCCGAAACCUGAUCACCUCGCUGCCUCCCUACCUCUGCCGCCUUCCACUCACCGUCCUUGUAGCCUGUAACAAUAGGCUGACAACUCUUCCGGAGGAGCUUGGUGCCAUGACCAGUUUGCGCCAAUUAGAUGUCAGCUGUAAUGAGAUCCAGAUAUUGCCUUCAAAGAUAGGCUCUCUAGUGUCUCUACGGGAGUUAAAUGUGCGGAGGAACCAGCUGUCUACCUUGCCUGAGGAACUGUCGGAGCUGCCUCUUACACGUCUGGAUUUCUCCUGUAACCGUGUUACUCACAUUCCUGUGUGCUACCGACACUUGCGACACCUCCAGACAAUACUCCUUGACAACAACCCAUUGCAGUUUCCUCCUGCUCAGAUUUGUCUUAAAGGCAAAGCUCAUAUAUUCAAAUACCUUAAUGUAGAAGCCUGUAGCAAGGCCAGGUCUGACCAUGGGGGCCUGGGGAAGCUGAGUCGGCCGACCAGUUUUACCACUUGUCUCACUGAUAUCUAUUCCUCGAGACCGUAUGGAGGACUUGACUCUGGCUUCAACAGUGUAGAUAGUGGCAGCAAGAGGUGGUCGGGAAAUGAGUCUACAGAUGAGUUCUCAGAGCUUUCCUUCAGAAUUGCCGGACUGGGCAGAGAUGCAAAGCAAUUCCCAGAGAAACACAAUGGGAUUGAUGGAGACACGGAGCAUGCUGAUUUUAUGGACAGCAGCACAAAUGAAGAGGAAGAGGAUGCAAAGUCAGAUUGUGGCCUGCAAAUGACAAUAACUCCUCAGGAGAAACGUGAGCCUGAACACCAUUCUACACCCAAGGCUGAGAAGACCUUAGUUUGUGGAUCAGCUCCAUCACCUCUGUCUGUCAACAACCGGGCCGAAUAUCCAAUAGAAGAGAGGCGUAGGCCUGAGACCCUCCUUAUUUGGAGAGAGCGAGAGAGGCAGCAGCUCCAGCAGAAGCAGGAAAGUACACGGAGGCAAUCGGUGGACAAGAAGGACAGCAUACAGAAAAUUGUGAUCCAUCCUUCUACUAAUCCUCCACCAGUACACUGUGAAUCCUCCAGCAGUUCGCCUAACGUCUGCUCCAAACAGCGGAAUCAGGGUUGUCAAAGCGUAUCAUCAAACCCAACCUCACCCACCUCGUUGGCCACAGAUCAGUCUGUCUGCCUCACACACAAACCCAAUAGCUUUCUGUUUAGAUCAUAUUCUCGUGGUGCUUUGCGGUCUGCACAAGGCUCCGAGCAGAGCGCUGCCGGAAGUUCCAGCCCUGUACGAUUACGAGUGUCCCGACCACCACCCGAUGAAAAGUCGUUGUUAGAUCAGCUCCGUAAGGACAUAGAGACUCAUCUUAAUACCACACUUCAGGAACCCCUCUGUGAGUCUCUAUCCAACGGAGUGAUUCUCUGUCAGCUUCUGAACCACCUACGCCCACGGACCAUUGCAUCAAUUCAUGUUCCCUCCCCUGCCGUGCCCAAGCUGAACGCAGUGAAAAGCCGCCGGAACGUAGACUGUUUCCUGGAUGCAUGCCGCCGCCUUGGCAUUCCCGAGCAAGAUCUGUGCUUGGCCUCCGACCUCCUUGGAGGUGAGCACUCCCUCAACGUGUACAGGACAGUCUCCUCUCUCCUGCGACUGACCUCGGGAGAAGCUGCCCUUGCCUCUCCAGCCUUUGACCAAGGGGCAUCUCCCUGUCCACCACAACCCUCUCUUCUCUCCAACUAUGGCGGCUUCCUGCUCUUCUACGCUCUGCUCAUGCUGAUACUGUAUGCAGCCUACAGCAAGCUGUAUGUGUUUUAGGCCACCAUGGUGUGGGGACAUGUAUGCAGUCACUGGAACCAGUAAUUUCUACCUGCCUUGCAUCCACGCAAAAUGGCUGCCAACUCUGAAAAUUUAAAAUGUGCCUUUAUCAUGAGGCUGCUGUAAAAGUCUCAGGUCUUGCUGGCCAAUAAUUCCGGUUCAGAUCUCUAUAAUAUCCUACAAUGUAGAUGGUUGAACCACUGGAGUGUGCUAAUGGCUGCUCCCUUGCUCAGUUAAACCGGCUCCUUAUUGCUUAUCUUGCAAUUGAAAUUCUUACUUGAUCAAAGACGCUGCUCGUAACACAACUUCAUCUCCACAGAGUGCUAAUAUCCUGCAGUGUACUUUGGUUCUUCCACCUUUGUAUAUAGUUUGCUGCGUUUCUGAUCAGUUUGCUGGCAUAUCACAAAUUAUCUGCUUUCAGAGUGUUCUCCUGAACAUGACAGGAUGUCCAGCAAGACUACCGAUGAUAUAUUAAUCCAGUGGUCCAAAGAUGACCUUCCACAAGCUAUACUUUGUAUGACCAAGUUGCCCGUUGUAUGACAUUUUCUUGGUGCCUUCUUCUCGUGCCUUUGAUUCAAUGUGACUUUAUUACUUGGACAAGCCCAAGCCAUUGGAAAAGCCAAUGGAGCGUGAGGCCUUCUGUGUAAGACCAUUAAAAAUACAGUUGCCACAAACCAAAGACUUUUAAUGUGAAGUCAUAUUUUCCAAAAAACAAGCUGCCUUGUGCCAGCCUGCUCGCCUAUCGACAGCCUACUCAGACUGACUGGUCAUCACUGGACAGAAAUAGCAGUUUUGUUGGAAACUGUUACCUAGUCCAUGUACCAAUCAAAUUGAAUCUCUUGAGUCCAUGUCCUGCUAGCUGAAUAUGGUCAUGGACUGAAUCCUUUAUAAGGCUGGAUGACAAUGUCCUUUAAGUGGUACAUUUGCAUGUUUUGUCCUUGAAUUGUCAAAUCACAUGUUUCCACAUCUUUCAAUAUGUACCUGUUUAGAGUUCCUGGCAUACGGAGAUAGUUUGGCAGUGCUAAAAGGUUAACUUAGGUUGAUAAUAGCUUAUAAGAGGAUGAAUAAUAUCCACUUGGAAGGAUUUUAAUAUAAUGUUAACUUAUCCAUCAUAUUUAUUACAUAGAUGUUUGUGAGGUGUGGAAAACCAUAUUGAAUAUAAAAAUGUUUAUAUGCUGUAAAGGAGUUCCCCCAUCUUGGCUCCUUGUCAAUCAGUCAUUCUAAGCUUUGCCAUAUUUUUGUAAUUUAACAACAGUGUGCCUCCCACUUGUCAGCACAGAGACCUCAUCACAAUUGGCAUAAAAUCAUGGAGGCAGAGAGAGAAGUGGUCUGGAGGGAACAUAGUAAGUGGAGGAGGAAUAUAAACGGGAGUGACAUAAUCAGUGGACAGGAAGCACUGUAGUGGGGCUCUGAGUGUUCCUCAAGGUUGGGAGCCAGCCUGCCUAGUGGUGCAGCAAUUAAAUUUGAGAGUUGGGCCACUCAUUAUGGGCGUCACCAGUCAUGUGGUUUGCGUCAGCGGCAACACCAUCAGGGCUCUGCCCGCACAAUUUCAUACCCCCCUCGUUGUAGGGAAGUAAGAUUGUGCCCUGGACGUGCCUGGACCAGUAUGUCAUUUGCGAAAUCUUUAAAGGAGCACUAUAGUGCCAGGAAAACCAAACAGUUUUUCUGGCAUUAUAAGGUCAUUAGGUCCCCCCUCCCCCAACCUUAAAACCCCUUCAGCCACUUACCUUUCUCCAGCGCCAGGCUCCCUCUCUGCUGGGGAACUCUCCACCCCCUGCCGACGUCAGAUCCGAAUGUGCAUUGCUGCGCGCGCAUUCAAACUGCCCAUAGGA
Messenger RNA from Pelobates fuscus (common spadefoot toad), 3995 nucleotides. RefSeq names its product leucine-rich repeat and calponin homology domain-containing protein 4-like. NCBI's taxonomy places the organism in Eukaryota, Metazoa, Chordata, Amphibia, Anura, Pelobatidae. The record is from RefSeq and is a predicted model, not a curated record. Bases 22 to 2163 code for a protein of 713 amino acids. Gene Ontology annotation, molecular function: protein binding. The transcript is spliced from 19 exons.